This is a messenger RNA of Bombina bombina (fire-bellied toad), 537 nucleotides long. RefSeq names its product gamma-crystallin 1-like. The coding region runs from base 1 to 537 and encodes 178 amino acids. The record is from RefSeq and is a predicted model, not a curated record. The transcript has 3 exons. Gene Ontology annotation, biological process: lens development in camera-type eye; visual perception. Lineage: Eukaryota; Metazoa; Chordata; Amphibia; Anura; Bombinatoridae. Gene Ontology annotation, molecular function: structural constituent of eye lens.
AUGGGAAAGAUUAUAUUCUACGAGGACAAGAACUACCAAGGACGUUCCUAUGAGUGCAGGUCUGACUGUUCUGACCUGCACUCCUACUUUAACCGUUGCAACUCCAUCCGUGUGGAAAAUGGAAACUGGAUGCUCUAUGAGAAUUCUAAUUACAGAGGACGUCAAUACUUUUUGAGAAGAGGAGAGUAUCCUGACUUUCAGCAUUGGUUGGGUUUCAAUGAUUCAAUUCGUUCUUGUCGACUGAUCCCUCAGGAAAGAGGCUCCUUCAGGAUCAGAGUCUAUGAGAAGGAAGACUUUCGAGGUCAAAUGAUGGAGUUUACUGAAGACUGUCCAAAUGUCUUUACAGAAUUUAACUUCCGUGAUAUCUACUCUUGCAAUGUACUUGAAGGACACUGGGUCUUCUAUGAUCAGCAAAAUUUCAGAGGACGUCAAUAUUAUUUAAGACCUGCUGAAUAUAGAAGAUACACUGACUGGGGAGCUCUUACUCCAAGAGUCAGCUCAUUCAGGAGAGUGCAAGAUUUUUAUCAAAAUGUUUAA